AUGAGUUCUAACAGUAAGGACAAAUUUUUAGAGGAGGCCCAUAAGGCCAUCGAUGAAAUUAAGGGUUACUUUGCAUCCAACCCCAACGGAAAACUAUCUUCGAAAGAGAACUUGCGUUAUGUCACUGAACGGUUUAACAGAGUAAUUAACCUAGCAAGUAUAGCUAUUGAGGGCAACAACAUCUCGGACAAAUUAGAUAAGAGGCUAACCUCCCUAGCUACUAAGGAGGACAUAAAGAGAAUAAUAUCAGAACACCAAGAUAGAGUAUCAACCUCAAUUACAGAGGUUAAAAACGAAAUAAGCAGCAUAGAGAAAACCAUAGCUAAAGAAAAACAGUCCGGAAAAGAAAGCUCUAACUCCAGGUACAGUGACGUGCUUAAACAAGGGAUCCCUAACCCCCCAACUACCGCCUCCUAUACUCCCCCACCUAGCUACUCUGUGCUAGUUUAUAGCAACAACGACAGAAACACCUCAGAGCAAACAAGAGAGCUACUAAUGAAGAAGAUAUCACCACGCUCACUGGGGGUUGGUAUCAGACGGUUGAGAAAUAUUGGCGAAGGCGGCAUUGCAAUAGACUGUACCACAGAUGACGGAGCGCGGUUAUUAGACGCAGAAAUCUCCAAACAGAGAGAUAUUGGUUCGAGAUACGAAGAGAAAAACUUCCCACUAGUGAAAAUAGCCAACGUCCCCAAAUCUAUCGAAAGCAGCGAAAUCCAACAAUGUGUCUACCAACAAAAUGAGAGUAUUAAGAACUUGUACAGCGAGAGGCAAUUCCACGACAAAGUCAAAGUGAAAUUUCCCAUGAGUCAAAGAAACAAAGAAUACACUUCGUGGAUCAUUGAGGUACCACCACCCUUAAGAGUACUGCUUAUAAAAGAGAAAAGAGUGAACCUAAACUGGAGUAGAUGCCCAGUCUACGACUAUCUGCCAGUGAUUCAGUGCUUCAAGUGCCUAGCUUUCGGCCACAGAGCAAGAACCUGCAAUGAAGAAAACAAUUCUUGUAGCCACUGCGGAGACAAACAUCUACUAAAGGACUGCACAAGAAAACAAGACCCGCCUAGCUGUGUAAAUUGCUGCAGAGCAAAACACCCAGCUAAAGACCACAACUCCAUGAGUAACAACUGCCCUAUGCUCCUGAAAGCCAAAAAAGAAAUCGCACGUAGAUACGACUACACCACUUAG
Molecule: messenger RNA, 1182 nt
Organism: Centruroides sculpturatus (bark scorpion)
Lineage: Eukaryota; Metazoa; Arthropoda; Arachnida; Scorpiones; Buthidae
Exons: 1
Coding region: 1-1182 (393 amino acids)
Molecular function (GO): nucleic acid binding; zinc ion binding
Source: RefSeq, a predicted model, not a curated record